Messenger RNA from Pelobates fuscus (common spadefoot toad), 7738 nucleotides. It is a transcript of the gene ABTB3, whose product is annotated as ankyrin repeat and BTB domain containing 3. Bases 423 to 3461 code for a protein of 1012 amino acids. NCBI's taxonomy places the organism in Eukaryota, Metazoa, Chordata, Amphibia, Anura, Pelobatidae. The transcript is spliced from 18 exons. Gene Ontology annotation, molecular function: protein heterodimerization activity. Gene Ontology annotation, biological process: SMAD protein signal transduction. The record is from RefSeq and is a predicted model, not a curated record.
UUCAGUCAGUUCUGGAGCUUGCUUUUCUUGUUUUAAUGCAGUGUAGGGCUCUGUGCUAGGUACGAGGCAUUUAAUGCAGUGCGGGGCUCAGGGCUGAUAGAACGGAUUUAAUGCAGUAGGGCUCUGUCCUAGGUGAACAGCGUUUAAUGCAGUUCAGGGCUUUGUGCUGUAUAGAAGACAUUUAAUGCAGUGUAGAGCUCUGUGCUGGGUAACAGGCAUUUUCCUGCUGUGACAAAAAAGAAACCUGAAGAUUAAGACCGGACUUUCUCUCUCUUUUGCAUUCCUUGCAAGAAAAAGGAUCCUGGUUAUGCUGUGCCAUUAAGGAGUGAUCCACAGAAGCCAUCACCUUAUGAGAACACAAAAUUAACUGCAGCGGUGCUCCUUUUCUGUUUAGUAUUAGUGGUGCAGUAUGAAGUGCAGUUAUGGCAAGAAGAGGUAAGACAGCUGUUAGGACACUGGAAGAUUUGACCCUGGAUUCUGGUUAUGGUGGAGCUGCCGACUCUAUCAGGUCAUCCAACUUGUCCCUCUGUUCUGAUUCUCAUCAGGUAGCUUAUCCUCAUGGAGGAAACUGUUGGUAUCUAACUGACUCCAUGCACAGUAGACACAACAGCUUUGACACGGUCAACACUGUCCUGGCUGAAGACUCAGAGGUCCUGGACUGCUCGGGACAGUGCUCCAGGCUGCCUGACCUUGAGGAAGUCCCCUGGAGCCUUGAAGAGGUGGAAGCUCUUUUGAAGAAAGAGCAAAUGGUGGCUGGUCCCAGCAAAGAUGUCCUCUCUAAGCUCUCUAGCCUUGUCAGUAGGGCUUUGGUUAGGAUUGCCAAAGAAGCUCAAAGACUUAGCCUACGCUUUGCCAAAUGCACCAAGUAUGAGAUCCAAAGUGCCAUGGAGAUUGUGCUAGCAUGGUCCCUUGCUUCCGGUUGUACUGCUUCGGCCCUCAGUGCGCUGUCUCUAUACAACAUGAGCACCGGGGAUAGGCUCAGCCGAGGCAAAUCUAUACGCUGUGGGCUGAUAUUUUCUGUAGGAAAGUUCUAUAGAUGGAUGGUGGACAGCAGGGUGGCCCUGAGGAUCCAUGAGCACUCCGCCAUCUACCUGACAGCCUGCAUGGAGACAUUGUUCAAGGAGAUUUACAAGAGGGUCUUGGCAAUGCCUCGCCCCGAGAAAGAAAACGAGGCCCCAAACUUUACAGCUGAGUCCUUCGAACAAGCAAUCAGCAAUGAUUCUGAGCUGUGGGGAUUACUACAGCCUUACCAGCACCUUAUAUGCGGUAAAAAUGCUAGUGGAGUCCUCUGCCUUCCAGACAGUUUGAAUCUCCAUAGAGAGCACCACAGGCCCAAUAAACCAGGUGAUGUACAGAUGGUUAGCCAAUCAGAACUGAGGACUAUAGAGCAGUCUUUGCUUGCCACACGUGUGGGAAGUAUUGCAGAGCUCAGUGACCUGGUAUCCCGUGCAAUGCAUCACUUACAGCCUCUCAAUUUAAAGCAACAUGGAAAUGGGACGCCAAUGCAUAGCAAGCAGGGGCCUUUAUAUUGGGAACCAGAAGCCCUCUAUACACUAUGCUACUUCAUGCACUGUCCUCAGAUGGAGUGGGAAAAUCCAAAUGUGGAGCCUUCCAAAGUCAACCUUCAGACAGAACGGCCAUUUUUAAUGCUUCCCCCUUUGAUGGAAUGGAUACGGGUUGCUGUGGCUCACGCGGGGUAUCGCCGGAGCUUUUCUGUGGAUAGCGAUGAUGUCCGACAAGCUGCACGCCUUUUACUUCCUGGGGUGGACUGCGAGCCUCGCCAACUAAAGGCCGAUGAUUGUUUCUGUGCAUCUAGAAAACUGGACGCAGUGGCUACCGAAGCAAAGUUUAAGCAAGAUCUUGGCUUUAGAAUGCUCAACUGCGGCAGGACAGACUUAGUGAAACAAGCUGUCAUGCUGCUUGGUCCCGAUGGGAUUAACAGCAUGAGUGAACAGGGAAUGACCCCACUGAUGUACGCCUGCGUACGAGGUGAUGAAGCUAUGGUCCAAAUGUUGCUGGAUGCUGGAGCAGAGCUGAAUGUUGAGGUCCCAACCACAGCACAUAAAUAUCCUUCUGUCCAUCCGGAGACUCGUCACUGGACUGCUCUGACAUUUGCUGUUCUCCAAGGACAUAUUCCAGUUGUGCAGCUACUUCUGGAUGCUGGAGCAAAUGUGGAAGGGUCUUUAGAAUCAGGAGAAGAAAACUAUUCUGAAACACCGUUACAAUUGGCAGCAGCUGCAGGAAACUUUGAGCUUGUGAAUUUAUUGCUGGAACGUGGAGGAGAUCCCAUGAUAGGUACAAUGUACAGAAAUGGGAUUUCUACAGCACCUCAAGGAGACAUGAACUCCUUCAGCCAGGCGGCUGCACAUGGACACAGGAAUGUCUUCCGCAAGCUUCUUUCCCAGCCUGACAAAGACAAGAGCGAUAUCCUAUCCUUGGAGGAGAUUCUAGCAGAGGGAACUGAUUUGGCUGAGACAGCACCUACCCCACUGUGUCCAAGCCGUAACAGCAAAGCCAAACUAAAGGCACUCAAAGAAGCUAUGUACCACAGUGCUGAACAUGGAUAUGUUGAUGUAACAAUUGAUAUAAGAAGCUUAGGUGUUCCAUGGACUCUUCACACAUGGUUGGAAUCUCUGCGCAUAUCUUUUCAUCAGCACAGACGGCCUCUUAUCCAAUGUUUACUGAAAGAAUUUAAAUCUAUUCAAGAAGAAGAAUACACAGAGGAAUUAAUCACACAAGGGCUUCCCCUGAUGUUCAAAAUUCUGAAAGCCAGCAAGAAUGAAGUCAUCAGCCAACAAUUGGCUGUUAUAUUUAGUCAAUGCUAUGGUCCCUAUCCUAUUCCAAAACUAACAGAGAUAAAACGCAAACAAACAUCUAGAUUGGAUCCUCAUUUUCUGAACAAUAAAGAAAUGUCAGAUGUCACGUUUAUUGUCGAGGGAAGACCAUUUUAUGCUCAUAAAGUGUUAUUAUUUACAGCGUCUCCAAGGUUUAAAGCACUUCUCACAAACAAGGCAUCUGCAGAAAACAGUUGCAUUGAAAUCAAUUAUGUGAAAUACCAUAUAUUUCAGUUGGUCAUGCAAUACUUGUACUGUGGAGGGACCGAGUCACUUCUCAUUAAGAAUAAUGAGAUCAUGGAGCUGUUAUCUGCUGCCAAGUUUUUUCACCUCGAAGCCCUGCAGCGUCACUGUGAAAUUAUCUGUGCAAAGAGUAUUAACACAGAAAACUGUGUGGAUAUUUAUAACCAUGCCAAGUUUCUUGGUGUUCCAGAAUUAUCAUCUUAUUGUGAAGGAUACUUUUUGAAAAACAUGAUGCUUCUCAUUGAAAAUGAGGCCUUUAAACAACUAUUGUAUGAUAAGAACUGCGACACAACAGGACAGGAUGUGUUAGGUGACUUACAGAGGACGUUAGCCACAAGGAUACAGUCUAUACACCUAUCUUCUUCCAAAGGAUCUAUAGUAUAGAGAUACACGCUGGCUUCAAGGACAGAAUAAUAGUUUACUUGAAAAGGCUUUAUAUGAAGAUACGUUUUUCACUUAAAGAAAAUUUCCUAUUUCCCUGCCAACUCUAGGCACAGACAUCCAUCCUCACAGCAAGGAAGAUAUCUACAAAUACAAUUUCAGUUUUUUCUUUUGAAAGAGAUGUUUACUCAGCGAAAGAUGGAUCUAUUUUGUUCAGAAGAAAAACAAACUAAAGACAAAGCCUUUGAUGGAUCUAUAAAUUCUAUAAAUGUAAAAAAAAUAUCUAGAUGUAUAUCUAGCUGCCCUAUAUAAAGAAAUAUUUUCAAUUUCAUAAAGUUAUACAUCUUCAAUCAACUAUGACGUGCAUUAAUAAAAAUAAUAAUAAUAAUGAUAAAAAAGACGGUAUACUAUCAACUGUUUAUUACGAUUGAUCUGUCAACAUGAAAUACGCUGGCAAAUUUUUAAGGGUGAGACUUUUUCAAGGUUUCUUAAAAUUUAGGGUGGCCUUGUAGCUAAAAGAAAUUUCCUAAACCUCAAGCUUUCAUUUUCAAGAAGUUGUAUUAUUACAUACAGCCUGUUACUUCGUUUCCGUUUGUUUAAUUAAACCGUUAUCAAUUCUGUGGAUUCUGUGAGACUGUUUUGUUAAACCAGGUUAAAUCUUCUGCCACAAGGACUAAGUUUCAAGAGAGGUGUCCUGUCGAUAUUAGCUGAUAUUCACAACAAAUUUUAGAAAUUGGCAUGACUAUAGUUACUUUUUUGGACAAAUUUAAGCAAACUUAGAUUUGCAUGGUAUCAUCUAUGUGCAUUAUUUUUGCCAAGAAUUAUGCAGUUACUAGUUAAAAUCCAUUUGUGAAGUACAGAGAGAAAACAAAAAAUAUAUUAUGUUACACUGUGAAUAUGUUAAAAUUGUUGAUUGUAGAUGUUAGUUUUUACAUUACACCGUACACAUGAUGCUAAAGUGUAACGCUAUUCUUGUAUUAUAAGGUAAUUAUUUUCUAUUGCAUUGUACAGAGAAAAAAAAAGUGUGUUAAUGUGUUUAGGUUCUUCAAAGCCAUACGGAUCACUGCUAUUGUUUAAAAAUACACAGUUAUUUCUUGUUUAGUUUAGGUACCAUACAAUGCCAUGUCAAUACUAUAGGUCUAUACAUGUCUGUUUUGUUGGUAUUUGUCAUGUUAAUUUCUCCAGAGUACUGCCAGAUAAAGACUUGUCAAGUGCCACAUAUCCAAGACACCUUUGCUUAGCAAUCGAUUUGCAUGUUCAGUUUGAUGUAAAAUUUGUGACCUAUGGCCAAUGUUACUAGAUUAACAUUUUACCAUGGCAAGAUAGGACCAUUGUCCCUUUAUACCAGCAUGUCACUUAUACAUUGAAGCUUUGAUGACUGGUAGAUGUAAGAAUCUUUUAUUUGGCAAUGCAAUAGUAGUUUUGAUACAUUGUUUCAAUAUGAAUGUUUGGUGCUGUUUAAUGUCAAUGGCUUUUUGGACUAACUCACACAGGUACCAGAUUAUCUAAAGCAAAGCUGUUCUAUAGCUUUGAGUAGUGGACCCCUUGUGUUUCAGCUCGGUCACUUUGUCACCUUUGUGUCCAGCAUAUCACAAACAACUGCCUAACAUUAGUACUAUUUAUAAUGACGAGAUACCGCAUGACAACCUUACAAAGAAAUACAAAUGAUUUGUCAACAUCUGAUACGUCAUAAUAUGUUGUCUUAAAUAGUUGACAUAUUACUCUUUGUAAAUAAUGUACACUGUUAAAGUCUGAUGUCUGUGCUGACCUAUCAGGCAAGAAGUAAGAAGUAGAGUUAUGGUUGUUUUAAAAAAAAAAUAAAAAAAAAUAUCUGGUGUGAUCAUAUAUUUUUAAGACAAAAAAUACAUCACAAAUCAUGUUCUGUGAUCCAUUCUGUAUAUUACUUAUACCCCAUGUUGAUAUAACAUAAUUAAAGAUAGAACGUGUUCAAAUAAAUGUGUUUAAAGGGAAUCCGUCAUGUAAAUGUUUUAAAACUGUCUCAACUGCUCUUCUAAACAAAGUUUUUGUGGAAAGUUUUCUAUUCAAAUUAUAAAUUAUUUUGCUUCUGGUUAGGUCCUCUCAGUGUUGACUAUCCACAAUAUGCACAGUACAGGGUUGCUUCAUGACCUUUCUAGGGUCUAUUUAAAGUGAAAUUAUUUUGUAUAGUCUUUGGCAUAUUGGACUAUAGAAAAUUGUUGUUGUACUGUUUAAUCUUUUAUUAAUUCUCUUGAUCAAUGCUGUUUUAAUAUUAAAUAAACAUUCAAAGUGCUAGACAUGUGCAUUUUAGUGGCUAUGGAAAUAGGGAGGUGUUUUAAAUUGUUGAAUUUAAUUUAUUGGUUAUUUUCAUCUUAAUCUGCGGUGCCCAAACACCACUCUCCUUCACACUAAUGAUUUGAGGAGACACAUCUUCCCCAUUCAGCCAUCACAGUCUAUUUACCACCAUGUUUAUUUGCAGUCUCUUUUAAUACCCUUCUUAUUGUAUUUUAUGCCUCACCUCUUCUAGACUGUAAGGUCACUUGAGCAGGAUCCUAAUCUUAACUAUUGUUCCUGUAACAUUUCGUUAUUGUCUCAUUUGUUUCCCCUUUUAAUGUAAAGCGCUGCGGAAUAAGCCGGGGCUAUAUAAAUACCAAUAUUAAUAAUGUAUAUUACGAGCAGACACUGCCCACUCACACUCUGCAUAUCAGCCUCCUUCAUGUACAAAGAUCUUGCUGUGAGCUUGUACACAGCACCAUUCCCUGCCUAGCUUAGAACACUGGACACUGACCCUGGUAGGGAACUGUGAUUUGUGCGUACACUUUCAGCUAAGCACAUUGUGAGCAGGAUGUGCUUACCCUGUUCAAAUACUUGAUUGCCCAAUCAGGAAGCAAUCUUUCCCAAUAUGACAUCAAUGGGAAGGAAGAGGAGCCUGGGCACUGCAGACGAAGAUGAUGAAAAUAUAGAAAAUUUCAAAGAAAACAUUUCAGAUACAGUUUCCUAUAACCGUAACCAUGUCGACUAUUAACUGUUGGUACAACACUCUGUGGUCCCUAUAGUCACUCUGUGAACUAAGAAAGCCCUGAACAUGGCUGCAUUCUGUGUUUCACUGGAAUACAACAAACUAUCCUUAAUGUCUAAAUAACUGAGAACGUUUGUGCCACUGCAUGUCCAUGAAGGGUAACCUCAACUGUCAUCUUUUGUUUAACUGGGUACUUUCUGCUCAUUUCUUUGCCGAGGCAAAAUAUUAAAUGAGAUAGAAGAUGAUUUAUCUUAUAAAAACCUACAAACAUUAUCCAUAAAUAUGGAAUAUACAGGACAGUGAACAAACACAAAGUUAAGAUUGUGGACACCCGUUAUAAAGAUUGUGGACACCAAAUAAACGAGCCACAGUAGUACAGUUACAUUUUUUUUACCACUUCCUUGUGGUUUUAAAGACCACUAAAUGUUAUGGAAAAUGCCGGAAAGCCAAUAGAAGAAAAUGGCUGCUGUGUUGUGAAUUGCUUCAAUAACAUACUGUAUAUUUUUAUUUAUUUUACCUCAAACAUAUAUUUUACAAAAAGAGGAUGCAUAAUUUUGAAAAAAAUGUUUCCAUGUGAUCACAAAAUCAAACUAUUGUACCCCUGAUUCCACAGAUUAAAUAAAACCUUAUUAUAGGCAUUUUAUGUUGUUGAAAUAAUACUAAUUCAUAUGCUGAAAGAGUAAAAGCAACAGAUUAAGUUAAUAUUCCAAAGGUGAAUCAAUCAUUUAUGAAUAGCUUUAACUCUUUCAUCAUAAGAAUGCUACAUACAGUCGAGAAUGCUUUUCAUUCAGAGUCCCAGAGUAUGAAGUAUUCAGACCCACUGUACUGUAAAUAUUGCAUUACUCAUGUGUUGUCCGUGCUUGAAAAACUGUUUUUAUGCACUCAAAUACAUACUUUGCUAUGUGCUGAGAAAUCAGAAGGUACAUUUAUUCAUAAAAAUCUAUACAUUUGCCAAUAAUGAUGCCAUAUGUAUACAUAAUGUUUAGCACUAUUUUAACUGGACUUAACUGGUUUAACUGUUUUUUUUAUGCUGUCAAGUUUACCUUAAGAUACUGUUGCAUUUUCUGAUGAUUGAUUCCCUUUAAUUACUUUAAAAAAAAUAUGAAUUUUAAUUUAAACACCAUUGGCAAAAGUUGUACUUAAUGGAUAUCUGUUCAACUCUUUCUUGCUGGAGUGGAUUGGAUAAUAUUGCUUUGUAAUGCAUCACAGGCUCCUACAGGAAGAAAAGAUUAUAUUAGCAUGGGCUCAAUUAACCACAUUGUAUUUAAUAAUAAAAAAUGAAAAA